Messenger RNA from Sycon ciliatum, 1083 nucleotides. RefSeq lists its product as uncharacterized. Bases 77 to 706 code for a protein of 209 amino acids. Lineage: Eukaryota; Metazoa; Porifera; Calcarea; Leucosolenida; Sycettidae. The transcript has 4 exons. The record is from RefSeq and is a predicted model, not a curated record.
UGGUGGUGGUCGCUCUUUGGAUAAAGGUGUUCGAGGCAACAGCGCUAUUUCAAAAGUUCAAGCAAGAUAAUAAGAUAUGGCAUCAUCAGCGUGGAGGGUACUUCAGAUGUGCAUGAUCCUUCGAGCUGCCUUUGCCGGAGUUGUAAUGGUGCAUGGCGCGCACAUCUGUGAUGAGAUGAAUACCCAUACCAUUGAGGAUGCAAAUGGCAACAACUGUACCGAUCCGUUUAUACUGCCACCAGUGACAGUGCGUGGACCAGACGGAGUGAUAAACGGCAGAACCAGUAGCAUCCAUCUUCCUGUCGGUCAGAAUCUCUCCGUGAAUGUCACAGCAAGCCAGUCGCUGUCCAGUGCUAUACAUCAACAUGUAGGAGUGGACUGCAUGGUGUACGCCACCGUGGGACUGGCCGGACAGAACAAUGUCACGCGCUAUUGUGAGCGGCUUGCAGACACCGCCCAGCUGGUAUUUCCCGACCCAGCGACCCGUCCCUACUUCAUACACCUAGGCCUGUACAUGGAGCAGAACAACACGUGCCGGGCACUCAAGCACAUCACAGUGACCAUGGAGACUGCCGUCUCGACCAGCACACCGACCACCCGCAGCAGCAACAGCCCUGGUGGGCCAAGCAGUUCUGCCAAGCCAGCUCUGUCUCCCUCAUGUAUCGUGUGUCCUCCGCUUCUUGCUGUUCUUAUGCUGCUAGCGUGAAAAAUUACGUGCGUGUGUAUGUGUGUGGUGUGAUGUGUGUGUGAAAAAAAAUGUAAAAGACCAAAAAGUAGGGAUUCACUGGCCAGAAAAAGCCACUUCAUAGCUAUGUGGUGUAGACCAGGCUGAAUAGUGGCGGUCAAUUCUUCAGCCUUGCAAGCUGUUGAGUGGUGCAAUCCCAGCACAAGCUGCUAUGGCUUCUGCUGUAGCAUCGCUAUCAUCGCCUCUGGCGAUGGGCGUCCAAUGGUCCAAUGGUGUGUAUGUGUGUGUGUAUGUUUGUGUAUGUGUGUGUGUGUGUGUGUGUGUGUGUGUGUGUGUGUGUGUGUGUGUGUGUGUGUGUGUGUGUGUGUGUGUGUGUGUGUGUGUGUGUGUGUGUGUGU